This is a messenger RNA of Scleropages formosus (Asian bonytongue), 1889 nucleotides long. It is a transcript of the gene olfm3a, whose product is annotated as olfactomedin 3a. The transcript has 6 exons. Bases 1 to 1374 code for a protein of 457 amino acids. The record is from RefSeq and is a predicted model, not a curated record. NCBI's taxonomy places the organism in Eukaryota, Metazoa, Chordata, Actinopteri, Osteoglossiformes, Osteoglossidae. Gene Ontology annotation, biological process: signal transduction.
AUGCGUGCGCUGUCCGGGGUGCUGAAUCCCGCGCUCGUGCUCGCGGUCUUCGGGCUGUACCCGUGCGCGACGGUCGCGCCGAAGGAAGGCUGGCAGGUGUACAGCUCAGCGCAGGACGCGGACGGCCGCUGCAUCUGCACAGUAGUGGCGCCCGAACAGAACCUCUGCUCCAGGGACGCAAAGAGCCGCCAGCUGCGGCAGCUACUGGAGAAGGUACAGAAUAUGUCCCAGUCAAUUGAAGUUUUAAACCUGAGAACCCAAAGAGAUUUUCAGUACGUCAUGAAAAUGGAAAAUCAAAUGAAAGGACUGAGGACCAAAUUCCGCCAAAUCGAGGAAGACAGGAAGUCUUUAAUGACCAGACAUUUUCAGGAGCUCAGAGAAAAGAUGGACGAUCUGAAGCCGCUGAUCCCGGUUUUGGAGCAGUACAAGAUGGACGCAAGGCUCAUCUCGCAGUUCAAGGAGGAGAUCCGGAACCUGUCGGCGGUGCUCACGGCCAUACAGGAGGAGAUCGGCGCCUACGACUACGAGGAGCUGCACCGCCGGGUCGUCGGUCUCGAGGGAAGACUGAGGAGCUGCAUGAGUAAACUGACGUGUGGAAAAUUAAUGAAAAUCACUGGACCGAUCACAAUAAAGACAUCUGGAACCAGAUUUGGCGCAUGGAUGACUGACCCACAGGCUUCUCAAAGAAACAACAGGGUCUGGUACAUGGACAGUUACACCAACAACAAGAUCGUCCGCGAGUACAAGUCUAUGGCAGACUUUGUGUCGGGGGUGGAGUCUCGUACCUACAGCCUGCCCUUCAAAUGGGCCGGGACCAAUCACCUGGUCUACAACGGCUCCCUGUACUACAACAAGUACCAGAGCAACAUCGUAGUCAAGUACAGCUUUGAGACGGGCCGCGUCCUGGCGCAGCGGGCGCUCGAGUACGCCGGCUUCCACAACGUCUACCCGUACACCUGGGGGGGCUUCUCGGACAUCGACCUCAUGGCCGACGAGCUGGGCCUGUGGGCCGUGUACGCCACGAACCAGAACGCGGGCAACAUCGUCAUCGGUCGGCUCGACCCGGACACCCUGGAGGUCCUGAAGACGUGGAACACGGAGUACUCCAAGAGGAACGCGGGCGAGUCCUUCAUGAUCUGCGGAACGUUGUACAUCACCAACUCGCACCUGACCGGAGCCAAAGUGUACUACUCGUACUCCACCCAGACGUCCGCCUACGAGUACACGGACAUCCCGUUCCACAACCAGUACUUCCACAUCUCCAUGCUCGACUACAACGCCAGGGAGAGGGUCCUCUACGCCUGGAACAACGGCCACCAGGUCCUGUUCAACGUCACGCUCUACCACAUCAUCAAAACCGACGACUCCUCUUAAAGUUGAGCUUAAAAAAAACGCAUCAUCGCUCCUGAUGGACUUUUUUUUUUUUUUCUUAAUUUUCUGUUUCAUUUUUUCCCAGCUUGACAGCACGUUGUUAUUUCUCCAAAAGGUUGCUUUGCCUCUGUUUUCAUCAUAAGACACUUAACCGUUGUGAAACACUGUAAACGUAUCAAAAAACAGAUGGCUUCAUUCUCUGCCACACUGUCAACACGAAGGCCUUCAAACCCAGUAUGAAAACAUAAUUAAUUUUUACUCAUGAGCUCCAUAAGUGGAGCCGUGCGGAAGCUCAAAAUUGACUAUAUCCAAGGUAAUGGGAGUUUGGCAGCGGUCUGUGUUACUGCGGUACACUUUUUCUGCCUAUGAACAAUUACGUUUUGUGCAACAGAAUUUUCACACUUCUCAACGGCGUCUGGCUUUCGCGAACGAAAGGCCUCCCUUCCCAUUUUUUUCGCAUUUUUAUGAAAUGUUGAUUUUUUUUUUUUUUUUUUUUUAAAUUAAUCAACCGUGUCCAA